Messenger RNA from Arthroderma uncinatum, 1956 nucleotides. RefSeq lists its product as uncharacterized. The coding region runs from base 1 to 1956 and encodes 651 amino acids. The record is from RefSeq and is a predicted model, not a curated record. NCBI's taxonomy places the organism in Eukaryota, Fungi, Ascomycota, Eurotiomycetes, Onygenales, Arthrodermataceae. The transcript has a single exon.
AUGGCGUCUACAUCCAGUACUCCUACGCCGAAACGUAAGUUCGUACCGGAGCUUAUCGAAUCGACCAUAAAGUCGUCGUCGUCAUCGUCAUCGUCGCGCGCAUCGGCCAAGGAUAAGGAUGGAAACAAGACAGGGGGCUCUUCUACGCCCACGCCCAAGGGAACCAGCAGGUUUCGGCCUCAACUGAUAGAGACAACGAAGGAGACCGGCAGGAGAGCCGUGAAACAGAACAAAGACAGCGAGAAGAGGAGCGGUGGUGGGAGUGCCGGUGUCGGACAAAAGGAUGACGAUGCAGAUCGGCACAAGUCGAAGGAUGUUGCUAUGAGAACCCCAGACUCACCUCGGAAAUUCACACCUCAGCUUAUCGAGACGGGGAAACGCUCGUUUCGUCAGAAGCCGGCUGGCAGUCCUGCUCGUCGGAAUUUUGGUAGCAGCAGCAGCUGUCACCCAAACAACACUCUACGAUUCCGCGCCAUAGACGGCGAGUCACGAUACUCCCACGCGAGUCUGUCUCGACGCCAGAGUAGCAGACGGCAGUCCUUCCUAGUACCUACCCUCCCGGCCAUACCGUCCAACAGCAGCGAGGGCUCCGUGGCGUCGCCCACUUCCUCCCUCUCGACCUCGCCAACGAACUUCUCCAACGAGGGCGGCCAUCAGAAUGUGCAGGUUCACUAUCCGGACUCCUACACAGGCUCAUACCCAGACCACAUGUAUAACCUUCACUCGCGCCUGGUUACAGAAAAGCUAAAGGAUCAAGCUCUCGCGGCCUUUCCGAACGAGCAGGUCUACCAACCAGUUUCUCACUUUGCCAUUGACCGGGAAGAUAGCAACUCAGAGGAGGAGGAUGAUGACGACGGCAUGGAAACCGCCUUUAGACAGAUGUCAAUUGACCUGUCGAGGUUUCGGCGUGAGUCUACCGCCGAUCUCGCCUGGGAGCUGGAGGAGAUGCGACGUCACAAGGAGGAGUCGGAGAUGAGAAGUCGCGAACGCAUGUUUGCCGCGGCUAACAACACGUCCAAGUUCUCGGCGGCCGCGCUGGCUGCGCGAUAUAAGGAGGAAUGGGAGGGUCUCGAGACGGGUGGCUACGACAUCAUUGGCGGCUGGCAAAAGGGUGUCAACCUUGCGCCCAUGCGUGAAGCCGCUAGUCCACCAAUGCUGGGAGAUGAUAUAGUAUUCACCAAAUGUCUCUCUCCCAAAUCUACGAUGAUAGGAGUCGACCAACUUCCCACUCCCAUGUCGGAUCAGGGCAAGAAAUCUACCAACCGCUGCGAUGCAGGCGGACUAUGGACCGCGGAUACCGAUAUGUCGGACUGUGGCGAAAUCGGACUGUGGAACGGCACCUGCAAAAGGAAGUCCGCCAGCCAGUCCUGCGGCCGCUCACCAGAGAGCUCAUCAUCCCAUAACUCGGGCCUCAUUACGCCCGCUCCUGAACCCAUGGACAUUGUUCUACCGCCCACACCUACCUCUACUCCCGUUGGCUCCCUCAUUCAACCCUCGAAAGAGAUCUCUCCAGACCUAGUCACUCUCACCGCCAUGCCGGACGCCUCCUCCCCAGCUCCUCCCGCCAUCCUCAUCCAGGCCUACGAUCCGGAUCUCGAGCGCGAAAUCGACGCUGAAUUCAACGAUAGCUUCGUCACGCAGAUAUACAACUAUCUUUCCCUGGGGUAUCCAUGCUUGGCACGCGAUUUCGACGUGGAGCUAAGCAAGAUCACAAAUAUACCUGUCGAGACACUACGGAGUGAUGAUCGCCACGCUAAUGCAAAGGGAUACAUCGACCUACCGGAUUGUCGAACUGGUGCAUGCAAUACCAACACUGUGACGGCUCCAGGAUGCAUGCGCUGGAAUGCAUUGAAGCAGUAUAUCCACGAAUGGGCGCGGCAACAGCCUCGCUCAGGGGCAGAUAGGGCAGUUGACUCCUGGGGCGUCCCAGAGCGAAGGGGCAGCUGGGCUGUCUAA